Messenger RNA from Penicillium riverlandense, 2748 nucleotides. RefSeq lists its product as uncharacterized. The transcript is spliced from 8 exons. The coding region runs from base 1 to 2748 and encodes 915 amino acids. Gene Ontology annotation, biological process: regulation of DNA-templated transcription. The record is from RefSeq and is a predicted model, not a curated record. NCBI's taxonomy places the organism in Eukaryota, Fungi, Ascomycota, Eurotiomycetes, Eurotiales, Aspergillaceae. Gene Ontology annotation, molecular function: heme binding; iron ion binding; monooxygenase activity.
AUGUCCUUGUCCUCGACCGUGGGAUCCCUCCGGUCAAUGCUCCCCGCAGUCGUUGCGAAUACCAGUCCAGGUGUUAUCCUAUCUGGAGCCUUUGGCUUAACCUCCCUGUGCGCAUUUGUCGCCUGGAUGAGCUAUAACCUUUAUUUUCACCCGCUUGCCUCUUUUCCUGGCCCAAAGCUCAAUGCAGCAACGCCUUUUCCUCUAUAUCGCGCUAUUUUAAAGGGACAAUUGCCCCUGUACGCAGAAAAAUUGCAUGCCAAAUAUGGCGAGGUUGUACGCAUUGCCCCGGGCGAAGUGACGAUCAUCAAUCCGGAUGCAUGGAAAGACUCUACGCAAUUCGCCCAGACGCACACGAGAUACCGUCGAUCUCUCGCACACGGCUUCUCCGAGUCCAGUCUCCAGAAACAGGAAGUUAUCGUUAAGGGCUACAUGGAUCUGUUGAUCCAGCGGCUACACGAACUCUCAACCCCCGGAAGCACGGUAGUCGAUAUGACAAAUUGGUAUAAUUAUACGACGUUCGACAUCAUUGGUGAUCUUGCCUUUGGUGAAUCCUUCGGCUGUCUCGAGAAUUCAAAGUACCACUUCUGGGUAUCCGUCAUCUUUAGCCACUUCCGAACCGCAGCAUGGGCUAACAUCAUGCGCCGUCUGCCCUUCGGCCGAUACCUGAUGAAGUGGAUUGUUCCGAAGAAAAUACAAGAGAAAAAAGCACAGAACAAGAUGACUCACGAAAAGGUUCAAGCCCGUAUUAGUUCCGGAGACAAUGGCCGGCCCGACUUCUUAAGCAACGUGCUCAAGCAGCCUGUCGACAAGGGCAUGACUGAGGACGAGCUGGUUUCUAAUUCCUACGUGCUAAUAAUCGCCGGCUCUGAGACCACCGCUACAUUGCUAUCCGGUGUGACAUACUAUAUCCUCACCGUCCCUGGAGUUAUGGAUAAGUUGAAAGCAGAGAUUCGAGGAGCUUUUGCGACAGAAGGGGAGAUUACCUGGUCGGCGGUUAACCAGCUUCCGUAUACGCUAGCCGUCUUGAAUGAGGGUUUGCGGAUGUAUCCACCUGUUCCCUUCGGCUUCCCCCGCAUGGUUGAGGGCAAGGGCGAUUUUCUUUGCGGUCGAUGGGACCCCGGAGGCUCUAAAGAAUUCAUUCCUGAGAGAUUCAUGGGAGAGCCCGAAUUUGAGUCCGAUAAGAGGAACGCAGUGCAGCCAUUCAGCGUGGGUCCGCGCAACUGCUUGGGUCGAAACCUGGCAUAUGCAGAAAUGCGACUGAUUCUGGCUCGUAUGAUCUGGAAUUUUGAUAUGGAAAUUGCUCCGGAUUCCAGGAACUGGAUUAACCAGGACGCGUAUGUCGUGUGGGAGAAGCCAGCCCUGAACGUGAAAUUGGCACCGAACUACACUUAUAGCGGAAUUGUUAAUCGAGCCCAAAGGAUGGCAGAUGCAAGCGACAAUACCAUACGGUUGAGCCAGGGGAGCCGUAAGCGAGGGCGCCCGCUACUCAAUGACACCCAGCAGCGCACCCUGAGACGGCGAGAACAGCUUCGCAGGGCACAGCAGGCAUAUCGCAUUCGGAAAGACGACACAAUCAGCAAUUUGACAAACCGUGUGGAGGAGCUAGAAAGGGGAGCCCAAGAAAUCAGCAAAUCGUUUCUUAGUCUCAGCAAACAAUUGCUAGACACAAAAGCCCCCGAAAAUUAUUCGCAAAUUGCCUCGGCCUUGCAUAAGGCGACCCGGCAAUGCCUGGCUCUUGCGCAGGCGGCGCAAGCAGUACCCAGCGUUAGUGACGACAACGAAGCCUGUGAGAAUGCGGCCGAUUUUGUCAAGUGCUGGCGGAUGGACCAAUCAGACGACCAUCAGCAUAUAGGACAACAAGAAGUGCAUUGCGACUUGCCGUCAAAAGCCAUCGAAACGCCCAUAGAUAAUUCAGUUGAUGGACCAACUCGAUGGGUUCUUGGAUCAUCACUACCUCCAGACUCACCACUUGGUGACCCGAGAACAACGGAAUUCAACAGCAACAGAUAUAACUUGGCAUUGCCCUUUCCGUCUCCCCACGCGAGCUUGCCCCUUGUUACUCAGCCAUUCAUACACUCAAGCGAAGAAACGCAAUUUAUGCAGCUUUUGGUUCAACAGUGCUGCCUAACUGCAUACGAGCUAUUAGUCCGGCAGUCAGAUAUCCUAAGGAUCCAGGAGGUAUUUGGAUUCAUACCACCAGCUUCGAAUCGAAACCAGAUGGCACUUUGUCUCUACAACGCGUUCCAAAGUGAAGAUACACAAAGUAUUCAGCGUCAGGCUAAAGUGCUUACUUUCCUGCGCUCCGGGGAAGUUGACUUUCCAACAGAGCCAACUGACUCAUUAUCCAGGGCCUGGGGAUACGCAUUUGACGCCGAGACUGGUGCGGAGUGGUUGGAUGUUCAUGGGGUGCAAGAACUCCUGUCUAGGAAGGGGUUCCAGUUCCAAGAGAAUACCUCUGCACUAUCCCAGGAAACUAGUGUAAAGUUGGAUUAUUUUCCCUCACUGCACUUUGAUGUGACCGCCUUCAUUAAGGUCCUCUCCAGCAAAGCCAUCUGCGUUUUUCCUGGACCGGCAUUUAGGCGUGAGGUCGUUGAAAAUGCACUGGAUUUUGCGAUUGCAGAUUAUUACGCCGUCCAUCAUACGCCUCGCCAAACCCCGCUCACGACCCAACCCGCCUGGGCGCAUCGAAAAGCCGACCCAAGACCUAAACGGGUACCCCGUAGAACACACCAAGGCAAAAAAGGCUGA